UCCUCACCCAUAAUUAAAGUUUUGUCUCUAGUUCCUUUUUAGACUAUGGCAACAUAUCUAGAGUUCAUUCAGCAGAAUGAAGAAAGGGAUGGUGUGCGCUUUAGUUGGAAUGUGUGGCCUUCCAGCCGGCUUGAAGCUACAAGAAUGGUUGUCCCCCUGGCUUGUCUUCUUACACCUUUAAAAGAACGUCCUGACCUGCCUCCUGUACAAUAUGACCCUGUGCUGUGCAGCAGGCCAACCUGCAAAGCUAUUCUCAAUCCACUUUGUCAGGUUGAUUAUCGAGCAAAACUUUGGGCCUGUAAUUUCUGUUUCCAAAGAAAUCAGUUUCCUCCAGCUUAUGCAGGUAUAUCUGAGGUGAAUCAGCCAGCUGAAUUGAUGCCCCAGUUUUCUACAGUUGAGUACAUGCUACAGCGAGGUGCUCAAACCCCUCUGAUCUUCCUUUAUGUGGUUGACACAUGCCUGGAAGAAGAUGAUCUUCAAGCCCUCAAAGAAUCCCUCCAAAUGUCCUUGAGUCUCCUUCCUCCAGAUGCUCUGGUAGGCUUGAUCACAUUUGGGAGGAUGGUGCAGGUUCAUGAACUCAGCUGUGAAGGAAUCUCCAAAAGUUAUGUCUUUCGAGGGACCAAGGAUUUAACUGCAAAGCAAAUACAGGAUAUGCUGGGCCUGACCAAGCCUGCCAUGCCCAUGCAACAAGCAAGACCUGCUCAGCCUCAGGAGCAUCCUUUUGUUUCAAGCAGAUUUCUGCAGCCUGUUCACAAGAUUGACAUGAACCUCACUGAUCUUCUCGGAGAGCUACAGAGGGACCCAUGGCCUGUAACUCAGGGGAAGAGACCUUUGAGAUCCACUGGUGUGGCUUUAUCUAUUGCUGUUGGCUUGUUGGAGGGUACUUUUCCAAACACUGGAGCCAGGAUUAUGUUGUUUACUGGAGGUCCCCCAACCCAAGGACCUGGAAUGGUAGUUGGAGAUGAAUUAAAGGUUCCUAUUCGUUCUUGGCAUGAUAUUGAGAAAGACAAUGCACGUUUAAUGAAAAAGGCAACCAAGCACUAUGAGAUGCUUGCUAAUCGAACUGCUACAAAUGGUCACUGCAUUGAUAUUUAUGCUUGUGCCCUUGAUCAAACAGGACUUCUGGAGAUGAAGUGUUGUGCAAAUCUCACUGGAGGCCACAUGGUGAUGGGAGAUUCUUUCAACACUUCACUUUUUAAGCAGACAUUCCAAAGAAUUUUUACUAAAGAUUUUAAUGGAGAUUUCCGAAUGGCAUUUGGUGCUACUUUGGAUAUAAAGACCUCUCGGGAACUGAAAAUUGCUGGAGCCAUUGGACCUUGUGUAUCUCUGAAUGUGAAAGGACCAUGUGUAUCAGAAAAUGAGCUUGGUGUUGGUGGCACAAGUCAGUGGAAAAUCUGUGGCCUAGAUCCCACAUCAACGCUGGGCAUCUACUUUGAAGUAGUUAAUCAGCACAAUGCCCCGAUUCCCCAGGGAGGUAGAGGUGCCAUCCAGUUUGUCACACAUUAUCAACAUUCCAGCACCCAGAGACGCAUCCGUGUAACCACCGUUGCCCGAAAUUGGGCAGAUGCACAGAGUCAGCUUAGGCACAUAGAAGCUGCAUUUGACCAGGAGGCGGCUGCAGUCUUGAUGGCACGACUGGGAGUGUUCCGAGCAGAGUCAGAGGAGGGGCCUGAUGUUCUUCGAUGGCUAGACCGACAACUCAUCCGACUGUGUCAGAAGUUUGGACAAUAUAACAAAGAUGACCCCAAUUCUUUCAGAUUGUCAGAUACCUUCUCUCUGUACCCUCAGUUCAUGUUCCAUCUUAGAAGAUCUCCAUUUCUUCAAGUGUUUAACAACAGUCCUGAUGAGUCAUCAUAUUACAGGCACCAUUUUGCUCGACAAGACCUAACCCAAUCUCUCAUUAUGAUCCAACCCAUUCUCUAUUCCUAUUCUUUCCAUGGGCCACCAGAGCCUGUGCUCCUGGACAGCAGCAGCAUUCUAGCUGACAGAAUUUUGCUGAUGGAUACUUUCUUCCAAAUUGUCAUUUAUCUUGGUGAGACCAUAGCCCAGUGGCGUAAAGCUGGGUACCAGGAUAUGCCCGAGUAUGAAAACUUCAAGCACCUUCUGCAGGCACCAUUGGAUGAUGCUCAAGAAAUUCUGCAGGCGCGCUUCCCAAUGCCUCGUUACAUUAAUACGGAGCAUGGAGGUAGUCAGGCUCGAUUCCUCUUGUCCAAAGUGAACCCAUCCCAAACACACAACAACCUAUACGCUUGGGGGCAGGAAACAGGAGCACCCAUCCUAACUGAUGAUGUUAGCCUGCAGGUGUUCAUGGACCAUUUGAAGAAGUUGGCUGUUUCUAGUGCCAGUUAAGCUGAGAAUUAGCCGGAAAUAGAAGAAAACACUGUCAAGUUUUGUUCACAAUUAUUUUUAAAGACUUAAGAACAUUCCUUUCACUUUUCUGGUGGAUUUUAAUAAUCAAAAGAAGUGUUGUAACUCUUUAGAUUAUAAUUUAUUUGUAUUCCUUGUUUGUGCUCCUUACCUUGUACCAUGAAACUAUAAGGUCAUAAAUGUUUUGGUGUUAUAGAUGGUUUGUAUGCUUUUUGUAUUCUAACUUGGGUCUGUAUAAAAUCUGAGAUGACGUAUUUUGGCAGCUUACUUAAAUGAAAUUGUUAUGAUGAGAAAGCAAAUAAAUCUGAAUGAAGAAAGUAUGACUAAUAUAAUGCUAAUACAGAUUUGAUUCAUGA
This is a messenger RNA of Erinaceus europaeus (western European hedgehog), 2723 nucleotides long. RefSeq names its product SEC23 homolog B, COPII coat complex component (gene SEC23B). Gene Ontology annotation, molecular function: zinc ion binding; GTPase activator activity. The transcript is spliced from 19 exons. Gene Ontology annotation, biological process: COPII-coated vesicle budding; endoplasmic reticulum to Golgi vesicle-mediated transport; intracellular protein transport. Gene Ontology annotation, cellular component: endoplasmic reticulum exit site; COPII vesicle coat. The record is from RefSeq and is a predicted model, not a curated record. Bases 46 to 2349 code for a protein of 767 amino acids. Lineage: Eukaryota; Metazoa; Chordata; Mammalia; Eulipotyphla; Erinaceidae.